GCGACCUGCGAGCGCGCAGGGGGAAGAAGCGAGAGCCGCAGACCUGAUGCGCUGACAUCCGUUUCAACAACAACACUUUCGGUUCGUUCCUCACACGUCUCCCGGUCCCGUUACAACCGGACCGGUGGAAGGUUCUAUAUCUCGAGGUAUGGGAGCGCUGCAGUCCCUACCGGAUCACCCAGAGUACGUCGGUCUGGCGGAGAAGACGGGCUUUUCUUUUGAGCAGAUUGGAAUCCUCCAUAACAGAUUUAAGCAGUUGAGCCACAACGAAGAAACUUUGCUGAGAGAAAACUUCAACAAAAUCCCUGAUCUUGAUUGCAAUCCCAUCCGUUCUCAAAUCAUAGAGGCCUUCUUUGACAGAAGAAACUUUCGUCAGAAUGGCGAGGGUACUGUCGAGGAGAUCGGCUUCGAGGAGUUUCUGGUGAUCAUGUCCCACUUCAGGCCCCCGACGCUGCACAUGAGCGAGGAGCAGCGGGAGGGCAUCAGGAGGGAAAAACUGAGAUUUUUAUUUAACAUGCACGACACGGACAACGAUGGGACGAUAACCCUGGAGGAAUACAGACACGUGGUGGAGGAGCUGCUGUCUCUCAGCGAGGCAUUGGAGAAGGAUACAGCCAAAAGCAUAGCUGAUGCGGCCAUGUUGGAAGUGGCAGGUAUCUCAAUGGGUCACAUGGAACCUGAUGAGUUCUAUGCGGGAAUCACAUUUGAGCAUUUCCUCAAGUUGCUGAAUGGCUUUGAGAUUGAAUCGAGAAUGAAUGUUCGCUUUUUGAAUAUGGACACAACAACCUUGUGUAAGUGAGGCUGGUACAUUAACCUAUGCGGUGACUCUGGGAAAACUCUGAAGACGCAUGAUGAUGGUUUCCCUAUCUGUUGUUUCCAGUUUAUCGCUUGCACUGAAUAAUAUGCCUUAUUCAUGUUGGAAUAAUUAUGCAAAUGAAAACAUAUAUACUGCAGGUGUAGUAGAAGUAGCUUAUUUGAUGCGACGCAAUAAUAGAUAACCAGUCAAAUAACAAUAAGCCUUAGAAGUUGGAGAAAGCAAUAUCCAUGUCUUCGGGAGAAGACAGUAUGACUGAAUGCAUGCAGAUAUUGAUACUUGUAAAACCUUUACAAAUUUCAAUGCCAUAAAUAAAUAAUGUUUAAUUAUCAGGGAUAUAAAGGUGUAUCUUAAAAUAUAUCCAGAUGGCUGUAAUAAUAGCAGUAAAAUCAUUUGAUAUGCCUUUUAUUCAUAUUAGAAAAAUGGCACUUGCUGCAUGCUCUGCACACGACAUUUGCACAAUGAAACCGGAUGAAACCGAUCUGACUUCAGUUCAUGAUGUGUAGUUCUCAUGAAAAGGAAGUGAGAGUGCUGCUAUGCAAGAUUAAAGGCUUAAAAGCUGUAUCUUAUUAGUCCUUCACCAGAGGAACUGAUAAGAUACUUCCUAAGAAAUACCUUACCAUCCUUAACUGCUCAUCCUACUGUCACAAAAACUUUGAAAAGCUUUCAUCCUUAAUGGUUUAUUCUGUUAAAUGUAUAGUAACACUUUAUUUUUCAAUAUUAUAUUGAACAAUUAUAGAAUGUCCAAAGAUGCCCAUAUGCACUUCAUUCUCCUGUUCAGUCAUGGGUGUAUGACCCCCCCUACAGGUCAACACAUGUAAAGCAUGUUAAAUGAUAAUGAACCUGCACCUGAUUCAUGAAGAUAUUUACACUUCAUUUCUAUAGUGUUUUUUUCAGUACUUCAUAUAAUGAAAAUAAUGUGUAAUUCAGUGCUUUUACACAUGGUGCAUGCUUGGUUAUUGUUUUGCAGGUGCACAUUAAUUUAAAUGUUAUGUGUUGCUUUUAGAGUGUCAUUGUAUCGUUUAGGCUUUUACUUUGUAAAGCUGUCCAUAUUUUGCAAUAAAAUACAACAUAUUGUG
This is a messenger RNA of Pseudoliparis swirei, 1893 nucleotides long. RefSeq names its product tescalcin b (gene tescb). Bases 149 to 799 code for a protein of 216 amino acids. Lineage: Eukaryota; Metazoa; Chordata; Actinopteri; Perciformes; Liparidae. The record is from RefSeq and is a predicted model, not a curated record. The transcript is spliced from 8 exons. Gene Ontology annotation, molecular function: calcium ion binding.